Molecule: messenger RNA, 1809 nt
Organism: Melanaphis sacchari
Lineage: Eukaryota; Metazoa; Arthropoda; Insecta; Hemiptera; Aphididae
Exons: 8
Coding region: 253-1482 (409 amino acids)
Source: RefSeq, a predicted model, not a curated record
CUACAGUUCAUCCGUCCGUCCGUCCACUGAACACGCUACAGUGCUGUGUAUCGCUGGUCCGAUAAAUCGUCACGAUAUACAUAGUUUUACGGCAGCAUUAACUGUGAAAAUAUAAAAUAAAUAUUUACAGUCGGUAUAUUUACAGCUCGAGUCGAGCAAUCGGUUUUCCGCGGGAUAGAUUCGAUCGUUUCUUUAUUUUUCCCCGAGGGCAAGUCUGACUAGCAAAAUCUUCAAUUCCUUCGCAGUACUACUAUGAACGUGUUCCAGAUUGUUGCGCUUAUUAGCGUGCUAUGCAUAAACGGGAACUUGGCAUUCACAUCCGGCGAUGAUAAGUUCAUAAAAAAAUACGCCAUGAUGAAGGUAUACGAAAACUGUUUCGGACCAGAAGUGGUAAAAGAAGUGCGAAAGGAAAUGAAAAUCGCUACAGCUAAGUGCAACGGCAACAUGCCCAUGAGUGUACCGACACCCAACAUAGGCUCUUUAAAACUGGCUGCAGCGCCGUCGAGUAUACAUGAAUUUAGCAGUACGCACCAUCAGCAGAACCAGCACCAGGCCAAGCCACAAGAAGAGCAAACGCCUUACAGCAAGGCGCAGCCUAGUGGUAUUGACAUAACAAAACUUCAGCAAGCCAUUCUCGCCGGAUAUAACAAGCACUUGCAACAGUCUUCUCAUCAGACGUACCCGCAAUCGGCAUCUACGGCAACAGCUUCGCAUCUCCAACCACAACCGCAACAGCAACCGCAACAGCCGUACAUCAAACCGUGGACGUUGGGACCGUCAUCGCCGUUUUUGGACCAACAGCCGUCGUACAUGACCAACGCUCUAUUCUAUCCACCCAACACGGCAUCAAACCCUGUCAACGACAUGUAUCUGCCGAAAAUACCUUCUGUCGCGCAACAGUCCUAUCCCGGACCGUAUCCUAUGAUGGCUGCUGGGCAAAUGUACCAACCGUAUUAUCAACCAUUCUUCCCCACACAUCGGACUUCGAGAGUCGGAAGUUUUGACGUCCGCAACCAAAUGGACACGAUGGCUGCCAAAAUGACCGGCAAGAUUCGAAACGUCACGUGCGUUAUGCAGGAACUUGGUUAUCUCAACCAAAACAUGGAACCAGACUAUGAAAAUAUGAACGAUAGGGUGAUGAGGUUACCGAUCGCCGAAGAACUUAAACAAGAUAUGGUCGAUGGUAUAACAUACUGCAAAAAGUUUUCGAUGUGUGUACCGGAUGAGAGGAAAGACAAGUUUGCUAAAGAAUUGGUGCGGCCAAUGUUCUUUUUCAAAUGUUAUAAACAUAAAAAAUUAGAGUCGUGUAUAAUGAAGGACAUCAGAGAUCGUUACAACACAGAAGAAUUCGGCGAAGACAACAUGGUGACAUCUGAACGAUCUAUGAGAAGUUCACAAUACUUGGAGGAUGAUACUAUCGAACAAACAGUGUUCGAUUAUAUUUAUGGGGACAAGUCAAUAGACUUAGACGUUUUACUGUAAGCAGAUUCGCAAGUGUUUAUCAGCAACGAAAUGCUCAAACGCGUCGUCUGUCACACGAAAGAGUACCCUAUCGUCUGCGUCCUAUAGAAAGUAAAAUUAUAUACGUUUAAGUUAGUGUAAUUUUUUAUUCAUUAUGUUUCCUUAAUAUUAAAAAAUAGCCUGUAAGAAUUUAAUUUAUUAUUGUGUACGUUAGUCCUGGUUUUAAAACGCCACUAAAGAUAAGUAAAAUAAAACCAGCAGUGACGUUUUGAUACCAGGACGAACUCUCGAUCAGAAAAUGUAUGUAUUUAUUUUAAUUUGUCAAACCUAUUAUAAUUUAUUUAUUAU